ACAAUAUUCCAUCUAGUACUACUCUAAUACCCCAACCCAACUCAUAUUCAAUAUGAUGAGCGCAAGGGUUCCACUGCUUCUGUUGCUGGGAAUUCUUUUCCUGGCAUCACUUUCUGUCUCCUUCGGCAUCGUACACCGGGAGAACCAUGAUGCCGCAGAAGUGUCCGUUUCAAGAGGAAAAAAUAACCCUUUCUACUUCAACUCUGACAGGUGGUUCCGCACUCUAUUCAGAAACGAAUUCGGUCACCUUCGGGUCCUCCAGAGGUUCGACCAACGCUCCAAACAAAUGCAGAAUCUUGAAAACUACCGUGUUGUAGAGUUCCAGUCCAAACCCAACACCCUCCUUCUUCCUCACCAUGCUGAUGCGGAUUUCCUCCUAGUUGUCCUUAAUGGGAGAGCCGUACUCACCUUGGUAAACCCUGACGGCAGAGACUCCCACAUUCUUGAGCAAGGCCAUGCCCAGAAAAUCCCUGCGGGAACCAUUUUCUUUUUGGUUAACCCUGACGACAACGAGAAUCUCAGAAUAAUCAAACUCGCCGUACCCGUUAACAACCCUCACAGAUUUCAAGACUUUUUCCUAUCUAGCACAGAAGCCCAACAAUCCUACCUGCAAGGAUUCAGCAAGAAUAUUCUAGAGGCCUCCUUCGAUGUAAGCAAC
Messenger RNA from Vigna radiata var. radiata (mung bean), 658 nucleotides. Its product is annotated as beta-conglycinin, beta chain-like. NCBI's taxonomy places the organism in Eukaryota, Viridiplantae, Streptophyta, Magnoliopsida, Fabales, Fabaceae. The record is from RefSeq.